AUGAAGCUGUUUGUUGUCAUCAGCCUUCUUCAGCUGGGGGCUUUGUGUGCCCCUGCCACAGAGCCACAGAUCAACCUAAAAGACAUAGUCGAGAAAAGUGUAAAUACUAAGAAAGCAUCUCUUUUGAACCCACUUCUUGAGGGCAAAGUCCCACCUCUUAUAAACAGUGAUCCAGUUGCUGGCCCACUUACACCUCCAGAGCUUGAGGAACCACUGAGCUAUUCACAUCUAUUUGGCGACAAUGUCAAUCUAAACUGGACCAAGUGGGAAGGCUCGCUUCCCCAAGGUGCAGUUGGCAUCUAUAAUGGGUACACAGAGCGUUCUGAUUAUAUCUGCAAAUACAACUGUGAAGCAGGUUUUUACACUCCCAGCAAAGGUCCAUACUGCAACUACCCCUAUGGUGACAGAGAAUACCACUCCCCUGAGUUUGAAGUUUUAGUCAAUGUAGAUAACUUUGAGUUUGUGGAGUGGAAGGAAGGUUCAUAUGGUUCUGUACCAAACAAUGCCAUUAAAACCUGUGGAGGUGUUGGCAUUUUUGUUGGUAAGAACAAGUAUGGGCUUGGUAAAGUUGUACCUCAGUUUGAAGCCUUCUUCCUGCCAUGGGAGGGUGAUGAGUACUGGUACAAGAAAUAUGAAGUUCUGGCCAUCAACCGUGACAUGUACACCCAACAGAUCUCCCAUGUUGAGUAUGGUAUUAAUGAAGUAGAGCUCUUUCACUACCCACCAGAGACCAUGAGAAUCUCCAGUGUUGCCAACCAUGAUUGCCAGACAAUUACAAAGACAGUGACCAUCUCCAAGACCACAGAGGUGGAGAGCACCUGGAACAUUGGCCGGACCACCAUGCUUGGUGUUACAACAGGCAUCACUGCCACGAUCCCUAUGAUUGGUAGUGCUGGAGUGGAAUUCACUGCAGAGAAAACCUUUCAGUUCAAUCGUGGUACUACCCUAGUCGAAGCUCUUAGUCAUGAAGUGUCAGUUCAGCUAACAGUGCCACCCAAUCACUCUUGCACUGCUCGCAUGGAGGGCCGUAAGAUGACUGCUGACAUCCCCUUCAAAGCAAGGCUCAGUCGAACAUACGCCAAUGGAGAGACCCAGUGGACCUCCAUCAAUGGUGUCUAUGAUGGCAUACAGAUAGGAGAGGUCAGAGCAGUGGUGGACCGCUGUGAGCCUAUUCCCGAUGCGAAGCCAUGUCCAUCAGCUGCAUAG
Messenger RNA from Neoarius graeffei (lesser salmon catfish), 1206 nucleotides. RefSeq names its product natterin-3-like. Lineage: Eukaryota; Metazoa; Chordata; Actinopteri; Siluriformes; Ariidae. The transcript has 2 exons. The record is from RefSeq and is a predicted model, not a curated record. Bases 1 to 1206 code for a protein of 401 amino acids.